Pseudonaja textilis is the source of this 780-nucleotide messenger RNA. Lineage: Eukaryota; Metazoa; Chordata; Lepidosauria; Squamata; Elapidae. The record is from RefSeq and is a predicted model, not a curated record.
AUGGAAGAACCCCCCGAAGACCAGCCGGGGACCCCAGAUGCCACGCCCGGGGACCCCAACGUGCCCGAUGCGGACGGGGUCCCCCGCGAAGAGAGUCAGCCGCUGGGUCCGGCUCCGGUGCAGCCCCAGCGAAGCGCCGUCUACCAGCCCGAGGAGCCUCGGCUGAGCGUCUACGACCAGCAGCAGGAAGGCCGAGGCAACGUCUACCAGCCCCAGCAAGCCAGAGGCGCCCUCUUUCAAUCGAGGGGCGCCACGGCGGAUUCGAGGGCCGGCGUGUCUUGGCAGCAGCUGCCGCAGCAGCCACCCGGCUUCUUGGAUCAGAGGCCAGGGACCACUUUCCCAACCUCGGCAUCCAGGAGCAGCCAGAUCCUGCAGUCGGACAGUCACGGCCCUUAUCAGCCCCAUGAACCCGGCUACCUGUCCCAGCUGGGGAUGAUGAGUUUAUACGAAGACCAAAUUCCGGAUCCGGGUCCUCGGGCUCUGGCCAUAAAGAAUGCCAAAGCCUACCUGUUGCGAACCAGCGUCAAAACUGGAGUCAGCUUGUAUGACCAUCUUUCUGACAUGUUGGCAAAGAUUCUGGAAGAGCGGCCUGAAAAUCCAGCAGAUAUAAUCGAGAACAUCAGUAAGGAUAUAAAGUGUGCUCGAUUCCAAAAGAAAUUGGACACCCUCCGAGAUGAAUUUGAAAAACAUCCAACAUUUGAAUUGGCUGAAAUGUACAAAACUCUGUUCCAAAAGGCAGGUGGUGGUGAUGGCGCAGAUCAAGAACCAGAAGAGGAAUUG